AGGGAGGAGAGUAUUGCGCGCCGAAAAAGGGCAGUGAAGCAUGAUGUUUAUCCAGAAAAUUCAGGGACAAAUCGGUAAUUUCGGGUUUCGCAGUCGUCGGCUGAGCUCUCUGUCAGUGGACUCUCAUCCCCAUCCCGGACUUCUCUUCGGUUCUAGGGCUCGCUCCGAAGCUCUUCCCCUCUUCACAUUAUUCCGGGAAAAUACUGUGCGAAUAUGGACGGAGACAUUACAGUUUCUCUCGACAAGCUUCCCAUCAAACGUUUGGAGGCCAUAGAAGAAAACGGACUCGAGAGAUUCCCAUCAGAUGUAGGGUAUGAAGAGAAACGGUUGUCGCUUAUUCGGAGAAUUGACUUUGCUUGGGCAAUAGAGAAGGACGAUGACAAAAAGAAGCAGAAGAAGAGCUCCAAGGAGAGUUCAACGCCGUGGCCAUGGCAGAACAUGAUAGAAAACUUGCAGUUGGCUCAUCAGGAGCUCUCUGUUAUCAUAGACCUGAUCAACACCGUGGAAGCUAAUGAUGCAGUAACAGUGGCAGGGAUGACAAGGCCAAAACUAUUACCUAAUGAAGCUUUAUCUGAUCUUGGAGUGUCUGUAGCAACGAAACUACAAUGCUUUCGACAUCUUGGUAAAUAUUUCAAGCAGUCAGCUAAAGGUUUGGAACGCCAGGUUUCCAGGGAAGCAAGAUUCUAUGGUGCUCUAAUUCGAUUGCAGCAAAAUUGGAAGGUUAAAAGGCAGCGUGUGGCUGCUGCUCCAGCUCCUGCAAAUGAAGGCUUUACCAUUGAUUUAUUUGACAGUUCAUCAUGUGACCCGUCAUCUGUGUUUCGACCAUCUUCAUCUACGAUUCGUGUUGAACAUGAUUUGUCUGGAAUGCUGACAAUUAAUUUACCUCCAAAUUCAUGCCACUCCCUUCGUUUUGGAUUUCUCAGUGGAUGUAAUGUAGAAAAUUCUUUGGAACUUGGUAAAAACGAGUCCACAAAUUCAACCAACCAGUCUUCAAAUAAAAGUGAGAAGGAGUUUACGAAUGACAAUGCGUACAUUAAGGAAACAAACUCACUUCUCCGUGAAGUUCACCAUGCCAUUUUCAGUGAGCAGGUGUUUGAUUUGGUGAACCGUGAAGCAUUCAAUCCGUCCUUGGGUAUCAACGUGACUGGCAUACGAGAAAAUUACUUGCAAUUAAGUAUAGAUCAGGGUACCUCGGUCUUCAUCUCUCUUGUGCCAUCUAGUCAAAGUUGCCAACUAGUUGAUGGUGCAAAUACCGAGAUUUUGGAUAAUACUAAUUUACCUUUUGAUUCCCUUGAUGGGAUUGAAUUACCAGAUAGAGAUGACCACCUUGAAAAGAAAUUGCGGAAUCCUAAUCAUAUAACCUUUGAGAUAUAUCUGCAACAAAUUUUUCACGCGCUAGUGUUUGUAAAAUCAAAUGAUAGAGCCAUUUCUGCCUUCAGCAGGCAAUCGGCUCAAGUUUCUAAUGAUGGGUCUGGGCUUCUUGGUCAUUUCUGUUUGUCUCUGGCCCACAGAAUAUUUGCAAACAAUGUUCUCAUGGAGCUCGAAAAUGUGGUUUGGAAGGUCCCAUUUCUUCAAUUGAUAUCUCAUCCUACUUGGAAUUCUCGAAAAUCUUCAUGGACGUUUUUCAUGGAAGUUCCCCGGUCCAUACUUCAUCCUACUAGCAUCCAAGCUCGUACAUCAGACAGUCAUCAGAUGAAUAAUGUAACCAAAUCGCUUUUUCAGACUAAAGUGGUUGUAAAUGAUAAUUGCAUUACUAUUGAGGGGGAAGGUGCUCCUAAUGUCGUUAGCUUGUUCAAGCGAAAUUCCAAGGAUAUCUAUUCGAUGAACAGAUAUGGCUGUGACUUGGCUGAUCUUCCCGUGAUAAUUCUGCUGCAGGUUGCAAGCCAAAUUGUUCUUUGGCUUCAUGAAGAAGCUCUAACCUGGGGAAUAAAGGCCAAUCGUGACUUCCUAAGUCUGUCAUUUGAGCUAGAACAGGGCGAAACACUCCGUCUGGUAGCCCAUGUGAACCCAGAGGAUACUCAAGGAUGCCUUUCUUGGUGGUUGGUAAUGGACGAUGGCUUGAUGGAUGACAGGAAACUUAAUUUUGACAUAUCCGAUGUUGUACCUGAAUACCGGAAGUUUUUGGGCCAUUUAUCUCUGGAAGUUUUGCAUUUAACACUAAUGGAUUUGGUUAGUUUGUGUAGUGGAUUUGGUAGUAGCCUAUAACCACCAAAUUGCAUUGAAUUCUUGUAAUUUCAGCCUCUAGAUGUUCAAAUCCUAAUGAAAUCUUCAAUUUGUGCCCCCA
Messenger RNA from Cucurbita pepo subsp. pepo (vegetable marrow), 2284 nucleotides. RefSeq names its product mediator of RNA polymerase II transcription subunit 17. Gene Ontology annotation, cellular component: mediator complex; core mediator complex. The record is from RefSeq and is a predicted model, not a curated record. NCBI's taxonomy places the organism in Eukaryota, Viridiplantae, Streptophyta, Magnoliopsida, Cucurbitales, Cucurbitaceae. Gene Ontology annotation, molecular function: transcription coregulator activity. Gene Ontology annotation, biological process: regulation of transcription by RNA polymerase II.